Molecule: messenger RNA, 530 nt
Organism: Aspergillus alliaceus
Lineage: Eukaryota; Fungi; Ascomycota; Eurotiomycetes; Eurotiales; Aspergillaceae
Exons: 1
Coding region: 102-347 (81 amino acids)
Source: RefSeq, a predicted model, not a curated record
GUGGUGUGCUAAUUGUUUUUAUUUGCGAAAAGUUUAAUUCCGACGUUGUUCAGCUUGCUCUUGCUCGCCAAUCGCAGUUUGAAAGCACAGACUCAAUAAUCAUGGCUACUAGAAGGAAUGAGCGGGGCGGGACAGAGGUGAUGAUAACAAUAUUGGGGCAAGACAAUCAUAUUGACCUCGGAGAAAUCGCCAUGGUAUGUCGUCAUUUCAACUCCGAGGUCGUUUCAGUUUUACGAGCCCGGCAACCCCAUAUGCAGCUUACAGAAGCUGUGGUAACUGCAGUAUCACUGAACAAAGUGCAUGAGAGUCUAGUGAUGGAAGUUCUCCUGCGUCAAGGUGAAAGGUAGAGAUCAGUUAGGGUUCAGUUGCGGGCUAAUCAUUUCAACGAAGAAACAUCCCCCACAGCCACUUCUGCUGCGGUUGUCCCGAGGCUGACUUGCUUUAAUACUCCAAGAUGAGCCUGGAUUAUAUAGAUAGAUUGGGAGUAAGUGCGAAACACUCUGCAGACAUCACAUCCGCCAAAGUAGAGA